CAUGCAACAUACUACAUAGCUCGCAGAUAUUUUGGACCACUAGUUGAAACACCCACUUCUUUGGUUAUCCUGUCAGUUGCUUUUAAGAUUUUAAAUACUUUGAGUGUCUUUGUUUUUUUAAAUUCGAAUUGAUGGGAAUCAAUUCUUCUAGUCCCUCUUCAGAAAUGAGCGGUGCAGUAACUAAUGCAAUUCGGCAGAGAAUCUCUCAAAACACUGUGGUAAUUUAUUCAAAAACGUAUUGCCCAUAUUGCACAAUGGCUAAAGAGGUUUUUGACAAAAUGCGCCAGCCUUAUGACCUCAUUGAAUUAGACCAAGUGCAAGAUAGUGAACAAAUUCAAGACGCUCUUGGGAAGAUGACAGGAACUAGAACUGUUCCUAGAGUAUUUGUCAAGGGUCAAUGUAUUGGAGGUGGAACUGAUACUCAAAGCCUAUACAAGCAAGGAAAACUCCAGGAUAUGUUAAAGUAAAGGUCUGAUGGUUAGUUAAUACUUAAUUGUGUUGGUAUUGCUGGUGAUCAAUACAUGCCAUAUUGUCUUAUA
Molecule: messenger RNA, 539 nt
Organism: Daphnia pulicaria
Lineage: Eukaryota; Metazoa; Arthropoda; Branchiopoda; Diplostraca; Daphniidae
Product: glutaredoxin-2, mitochondrial-like
Exons: 5
Coding region: 132-467 (111 amino acids)
Source: RefSeq, a predicted model, not a curated record